Molecule: messenger RNA, 246 nt
Organism: Arabis nemorensis
Lineage: Eukaryota; Viridiplantae; Streptophyta; Magnoliopsida; Brassicales; Brassicaceae
Source: the annotation of a GenBank genome assembly
AUGAAAAGACAGUUAGAUUCCAAUGAACUCAGUAAUUCAAAUGAGACCGUCCACACAGUGAUAAUGGUGAGUGUUGAGAUGGUUCCAGAUGCAACAAACAGCUUGUGCGGGUACAAAGUAGUGGCCAGUCAGCCAUCAGAUUUGGAAGACUUCUCGAAGCUUUUCAAGGACUUCACUAAGAGACAUUGCAGAUUGAUUAGUGUUAAGGAUUUAACCAAGGCAACAAUGAAAAAACUAACUCAAUGA